Saccoglossus kowalevskii is the source of this 7943-nucleotide messenger RNA. RefSeq lists its product as uncharacterized. Gene Ontology annotation, biological process: spindle elongation; microtubule-based movement; mitotic spindle assembly. Gene Ontology annotation, molecular function: plus-end-directed microtubule motor activity; microtubule binding; ATP binding. Gene Ontology annotation, cellular component: mitotic spindle; spindle microtubule; nucleus. NCBI's taxonomy places the organism in Eukaryota, Metazoa, Hemichordata, Enteropneusta, Harrimaniidae. The record is from RefSeq and is a predicted model, not a curated record.
CAGCGGUAAAUCCAAAACCUUUACUGAUGUCCGACUAUUUUCUUGGGUUAUAGAAUUGUAGCAGCCCACUAAUCUAAUUUGUGUGAUUUAUAAAGACAUUGAGCUAAAAACCCACAAUGGCAGACCAUAAUGAGCUGUCUGAUGGAGAGGACGACCCUACAGAGACCUUUGAUGACAUUACUCAAAAUGAAAUGGAGUCCAUUGUGAGAAAAGAUCUCUUUGAAAAUAUUGAUGAAAUGACCACCCCUAUGAAGAUGACCAGAACCAGUGUGGAACAUUCCAGGGAACACAUGAAAGUCUAUCUUAGGGUGAGACCAUUUACAGACAAGGAGGUGAAUGGAGGUGAAUCUCAGGAAUGUAUGAACAUAGAGGACAUGUCCACCCUAAUGAUGCGAGCUCCUAAAGAUAGUUUUAUGUUUAAAAACAACACUCGCAUGCAUGGAGAAAUGUCACAUAAAUUUACAUUUACCAACAUUUUUGGCGAAGACACAACUCAGAAGAAAUUCUUUGAUGAGACUAUGCUGGGAUUGGUCAAAGAUUUUGUUGAUGGCCAAAAUUGUUUGGUAUUCACAUAUGGGGUUACCAACGCCGGAAAGACCUAUACUAUCCAGGGCAGUCCACAAGAUGGCGGUAUUUUACCAAGAUCUUUAGAUGUUAUCUUUAAUAGUAUUGAAGGCAGGCAGUACCAAUGCCUUAACCUGAAACCAAGGUACUUCUCUGAUGUGGUAAAACUCACUGAGAAGCAACAGCAGAAAGAGGAACAAAUUAAGACUAGUACUCUUCAUCUGGCUGAUGUCAUCAGUAGCAAACAUGAUGGUGGGAGUAAUAACACUGAGGGUUGUGAAUCUGAUGUGUCAACUACAUCCAGGGUAUCCACUAUAACUAUUGCAGAUGAUACUAUUAAUAGCACAUGUACAAACUCAUCUCAAGAUGCUAUUAACAGUAUCAUGGAUGAAAUCCAUUCGCGUAUUCCUGAUGACACGUCUAUUGAUGUGGAAGCACAGGGACCAGUGAAAUUCUCAGUCUGGGUAUCCUUUGCUGAAAUUUAUAAUGAGUACAUAUAUGAUCUACUGCAACCCAUGCCAAAAGAAAAAAAAGCAAGACGCCCUCCUUUAAAGUUGUCAGAAGACAAGAAAGGCAGUAUUUACAUUCGAGGACUGAAAGAGAUUCAAGUGACCAGUGCUGAUGAAGCUUAUAAGGUGCUUACAAUUGGACAGAAGAAUUUACAGAUUGCUUCCACCAAGUUGAACCAUUGCUCCAGUAGAAGUCACUGUAUCUUUAGCAUCAAAGUGUUAAGAGUGGUUGAUGUCAGUGAACCCCAUGUGGCAAGAGUCAGCAAAUUAUCUUUCUGUGACUUAGCUGGCUCUGAACGUUACACCAAGACUCAGAACACUGGGGACCGAUUAAAGGAAGCUGGAAAUAUCAAUACUUCUUUGCUAUCAUUAGGAAAGUGUAUUGCAACAUUAAGAUAUAAUCAAAACCAUCCAAAAGCUCAUCCAAAGAUCAUACCAUUCAGAGAAAGCAAAUUGACUAGGUUGUUUCAGAGUUUCUUUAUGGGUAAAGGCAAAGCCUCCAUGAUUGUCAAUGUUAACCAGUGUGCAUCAGUAUUUGAUGAGACAAUGCACGUUUUGAAAUUCUCUGCCAUUGCAAAACAGGUAACUACCGUGACCUCGAAAUUGGACAAUAAAUGGAAAGAAGUUCAUAUCCCAAAGCCUGCUUCUGCUCGUAAUGUUUCCUUGGCUGUUAAUCAGGGCCCAUUGAGAAAUCGUGCUACGAUUGCCUGGGCAACCCCAUCACGUGAUGCACCAGCCGUGGUAAUUGAGGAAUUGGAGGAAGAAGAAGACAAUGACGUUGCAGUGGAAGAAAUUAUUGUUGACGACGACGAUGAUGAGGAUGAUAAAAAUGAGGAAGAUGAAAAGGUUCUGCAAUAUAUGAGGCUGAUUGAAUCAUUGAAGAAACAGCUGAUAGAGUCUCGACAGAAAAUGGUGAUCAUGGAAGCCACUGUUAGAGAAGAAGUAUGUCGUGAAAUGGCUGAACAGCUGGUAGAAAUAGAGUCUAACUACAGUGAAAGACUGAAAGAAGAGAGGUUGAUUGCAGAAGAAAAAUGUGACAAGCGAAUUGAAAUUUACACUCAGUCUGUGCAGAAAUCACGUAAACGUGCAAGAAUUGAGAAAGUGGAAGAUGAGGAAGACCAAUAUGUAUCUAGUGUGUUACUGCAUGCAGAACAGGUCAAAGUACAGGAGAGAGACUGUAAAAUAACAGAAUUGAACACCCUUGUUGCUGCUUUAAAGGCUGAUAUAUCAGAGCUGAAGCAGAGACCGGUAACCAGUUCUGUUGCGACUCAAGCUGUUAUCGAACCUCAACCGAUGAUUGUCUCUCAGUCUGGGUGUGCAAGUGCUAAUACCCAAACAGACAGUGGACAAACUGAAGGAGUUUCUGAAGAUAGCGUACAGCUUAGUGACAUUCAAAAACUGAAGGAGACAAUCACAUCUCAACAGAAAGAGAUCACUGAACUUCAGGAGAUGCUAAGUGAAGCCGGGGAUACUUUCCAUCAACAGAACAAUGAGAUAGAGAAAUCAAAAGAUGCUAUCACAGAAUACGAAGACAAAAUGAGAAUGCAGGAUGAUGCUAUCAAACAGUUAGAGCAUCAAUUGGAAGCCAACACUAAGUUGGUAGAAGAAGCCCAAAGAAAACUACAAAAUAGAGAUGAGUAUAUUAAAGAACUUGAAUCUAACAUGGCUACUAUGAAAGAAUAUACUGAUUGUACCAGCACAGAGCUGAAAAACAAGCUAACCACACUGCAAAAUGCCUUUGAGGAGGCUCAGACACUUUUGAAAGAGAAGACAGUUGAAGUUGAAACUCUACAAAAUAAGCUAUCAAGUGUAGACAUUAGUGAAGAUGCACAAAAGGCUACAGACGAGUUAAAAAAUAAGAUCUGUAAAUUGGAGUUGAACUUGAAAAAAGCGCAAGAAAGCAUCAAGGAACAUGAGAUGGUGUUGCCUAGUUCGGAUACAACUGCUAUAUUUGAGUAUCACGAAAUCCAAAUCAAAGUUGAGCAGCUGGAGGAGAACCUGAAGAACUCUUCAAUAAAAGAGAGUAAGUAUCAAAGUGAAAUUGAGAUGAUGAAAGCCGAAAAAGAGGAAACCCUUAAAGAGUGGGAGUCCAAAGUAGAAUCUUUUCAAGAAGAGAUUGAGGCUGCUAACAGCAAGGCUAGAAAUUUCGAAGAACAGACAAAAGCAUCUGAAGUGGAAGUCGCAAAGCUCAUGAAGGAUGUGGAAAUUUCGGAUGGGAAAUGUAAUGAUUUGCAAGAAGAGAUAUCAAUUUUGAACAAAAACUUUAUCACAGCUAAAGAUUUACAUGAACAGACUGUGAAAGAGUGGACAGAAAAGUUUGAGGAAUUGGAGAAAAAUUUUGAACUAGCUAACAACAAAGCCAGUGAGCUGGAAGAACAGGCUACAAAGUCAGAUGAUUCAAAGUCAGUUGAAGUUGCUAAGCUGAAAGAAGAUAAAAGUAAACUUGAACAGCAAAUUUCUCAGUUGAAAUUCAAGAUUGAUGAUGAUGAGAAGAAGGUUAAGAAGUUAGAAUCCACUGUCCAUGAUUUUGAAACUGCUCUAAGUGACAAUGAGAGUUUCCUGGAACAACUAAAUAAGGAGGUUAAAGAGCUGAAGAAGAAGUUGGAUCAUGAGAAGAAUGACCUAGAACAUGAGAAAAAAGAACAUCUGGAAGUUAAAGCUGAUGUGAAAGUUCUGCAAAGUCGCAUCAACCAGUUAGUAAAGAAUGUGAGUGAGAUACAAGAUGAGAAGGCUCAAAGUGAAGGAAAGGUUGACGAGCUAAGCCAUCAACUAAAGAAGCUAGAGGAGGUGAAGGAAGGUCUGCAGUUGAGGACAGAAGAAUUGCAGAUGGAAGUUGAAGGUUAUCAGGAAAAAUUGGCACAGAAAGAAAGUGAUCUUGCUGGUUCAGUAAACCAGCUUGUUCAGGCAGAGUCUGAAGACUGCGCUAUUGAAGAUGAACUACAGAAGGUUAAAGAUCAGUUUGAAAGUUUGAUGAAGACAUCUGCUGAAGAUCUUGAAGAAAUUCAGAAAGAAGUUGUUGCCCGUGCUGAGAAAAUUGAGGAUAUUGAAAGAUUGCUUGACGAGGCAACUUUACAAAAAGAAAACUUGCAGGAUGAUUUAAAAAACACAAAAGAGGAAUUGAAGGCAUCUCAAGACAGAGUGAGUGUGUGCGAGAGAGAGAUCAAGAAGUUAGAACAAGACCUUCAUGAUGUGCAUUCUUCAGAAGAGGUACUUCUUGAGAAAACAAGGAAAAUGAAUCAACUAGAAUGCUCUAUUGAGGUGGCUGAAUCGCUGGUUUCAGAUCUCAAGAAGGAGUUAGCAGAAGUUAAAUUAAAUCAGACUAGUUCAGAAGAAAAAGUGACCAAAUAUGAAGCUGAAAUUACAGAUUUGCAAAAACAAGUGAAAAAUUUAGAAAACGUGAUUAAAGAUGAAGAAAUAAAAAAGAAUGAUCUGAAGAACAGUCUGGAGUCAACUGAAACUAAAGCCAAGAAAAUGGAAAAUGCGUCCGUAGAGAAAGAGGAGAAAUUGGAAAGGUUGGAGAAUGAACUGGAACAGCUUAAAAAACGAGAAGCAGCCCUGCUGUCUGAAAGUGAACACCUUAAAGAUGAAGAAAAGGAACUACAACAGUUAAAGAUUAAGGAUUCUGAAUUGAAAAGAGAAGUGAAGAUAUUGACUAAAAAUCUGAAGAAGGCUGAGGAGAAGGCCAGUGCUUUGGAACAUGAGGUCAAACAGUUGCAGGAACAGGUGAAACAAGUUGAAUCUCAAGUGGAAGAGACAAAGAAAAGUGCUGAAAAACAACAGAAAGAUUUCAAGAUGAAUUCAGAAGAAAGGGGCAUCAAAUAUGAAGCUGAAAUUACAGAUCUGCAAAAACAAUUGAAAGAUUUAGAAAACAUGAUUAAAGAUGAAGAAAUAAAGAAGAAUGAUCUGAAAAACAGUCUGGAGUCAACUGAAGCUAAAGCCAAGAGAAUGGAAGAUGCGUCCAUAGAGAAAGAGGAGAAAUUGGAAAGGUUUGAAAAUGAACUGGAACAGCUUAAAAAACGAGAAGCAGCCCUGCUGUCUGAAAGUGAACACCUUAAAGAUGAAGAAAAGGAACUAAAACAGUUAAAGAUUAAGGAUUCUGAAUUGAAGAGAGAAGUGAAGAUAUUGACUAAAAAUUUGAAGAAGGCUGAGGAGAAGGCCAGUGCUUUGGAACAUGAGGUCAAACAGUUGCAGGGACAGGUGAAACAAGUUGAAUCUCAAGUGGAAGAGGCAAAGAAAAGUGCUGAGAAAGAACAGAAGGAUUUCAAGAUGAGAGAGUCUCAGUACAAGAAGGAUUUAAAAUCUUCUAAAGAAAAGAUAGUGAAGUUUGAAGAAGGUAUGGAGUCCAGGAAAAACAGUUGCCUGGUGCUAGAAAAGGAGAUUGAGAACUUGAAAGAGCUAGAGUUGAAAAUUAAAACUGAACUUGCCGUUGUGAAAAAAGAAAAGGAUACAGCCGAGGCUAAGGUGCAGCAGAUGAAGGAACAAGUAGAGGAAAGUGAUAGAGAUUAUGAAAAGAAGUGCGAGAACAAUCUGUUGAAAAUGAAAGAUUUGGAGCAAAGAUUGGCUGUUGUAACGGAAGAAGUGUGUUGUUUGAAGAGUACUUUGGAGCAACGUGAGGAAUCCAAUAUUCAGCUGAAAGCUGAACUUGAAGAGAAAAACCAUAAACUUGAAUGUCUGACAUUGCAGACAGAAGGGGCCACAACUGAGUUUGAUCAACUGUCUAACAAGUGUGCAGUGAUGGAGACUCAACUUACAGCCUUACAAGAGAAGCUGGCUGCAACAUCUGAAGAAAAGUUGAAAAUGAAAAAGGACUUGGAUGAUACGAGUCAGAAGUUUGCUCAAGAAAAUAUAGUUAAGGAUGGUCGGAUCAACCAAUUAGAAAAGGAUUUGGAGAAAUCUAGUGUCUCUGUUAAAAAUCUGGAUGAACUCUGUAAAGAUCUAGACAAUGCAAAUGAAAGAGAAAAGGAAAUAAGGAAAGAAAACCAGAAUUUAUGUGAAAUAAUGAAAGAGCGAAAUGCUACUAUUGAUAAACAUCUUGCUACCAUAGAAACAUUGAAAGAUGAAAUUGAGAAGUUGGAGAAACUUCAAAAAGAUGUUAAAAUGUAUGAAGACAACAAAGAUGUGAUCGAAAAAUUGCAGGGUGAAUCAACUAGUCAGAAGACUAAAAUUGAAGAAUUGGAGAAAAGUUUGGAAGAGAAAGAAACUAAAGUGAAGAGUAAAACUGUUACCAUAAGAAAACUGAUGAAUAAGAUUGAAGAACUGAGUAAAACAUGUGAUAAUCAUUGUAAUGCAUUAGACAUUGCUCAUACUGAUGUUACAAAGAAUGAGAAAUUGAUAGAAUCUCUGAAAAUAGCUAUGGAAGAACAGGAAUCUACAAUGGAUCAGCAGGAUACUGUCUUGAAUGAAAAGGAAAAGCAAUUUUCAAAAUUAGCUGUUGAUUUUGAUGAACUGCAGGACAAGUAUUCCAGUCUUUUCAAAUCAUCCAGUGAACAGAAACGCUCCAUGAGGAAAAUUGAAAUUGAAGUUGAGAAACUUAAAACAGAGAAUGAGAAACUGAAAAGUAGUGCUGAAGACAUGGUGCAGGCAAAGGGAGAGGAGUUGAAAAAAUGGCGAGAGGAAAGAGACGACUUGGUAAGCGCUUUAGAGAAGGAAAUGAAGUUACUUUUACAGAAAGAUAAAAAAAGUCAGGAGUUGUUAGAAGAAAAGGAGGCCUACAUUAAAGAGCUUGUUGCUCAGUUAGAGAAAGAAUCAGCUGGAAAGUUGACUGAUGAUGAGUCUGAAACGAUUGAGGAGUUGGAGUCCCAGCUACAAACACAAAAGGAGAAGAUAGGCUCACAAGAGCAACUCAUAUCAGAGCUGUUGGAGAAGACCUCUGCAAAUGAUGGAAGAUCAACACGUGGACGGUCAAAACGAGGACGUACUGCGACAGCUAGUGUGACCACUGAUGAUGAACUGGCCAAAGAGAUAGAUGACCUCAGAAAACAGGUGAUUUGGGAUUUCCGUUACCUUGGGUGUAUCACGGAACAACUGAGCAGAAAAAAUUCUACUGUACAGUUGGACACUAUGGUUGAAGCCAAAGACCACAUAAUUGGAGAUCUCAAGUGUGCUAACAAAGAAUUACAACAUCAGCUUUCCAUGAUGCAGGAACAGCUUAAGAAACAGAAUCAAGGGAUAACUGUGAAACAAGAGUUGAUGUCUCCACCAUCUUCUUCUACUGAUGAGGCUCUUGCUGCCCCAGUAUUUGACAACGACAAUGAUCACUCAGUUCAUCUUGAAAUAGAUGUCACACCACUGAAAAAAAAAACAUCAAAGCGAACUCGGGCUACAACUAAACGAGGAAGUAAAAGAAAGAAUCCUGAUGAGGAAAAUGAAUUAAAUGUUAAUGUUAAAGAAGAACUAUGUGAUGUCCCUGUGAAAACAACAAGGAGACGAAAAGUUAAGACGAGUGCUAAAGAGACUGUAUAUGAUGAAGAAGUUGAGCCACAGAGUCCAGCAAAGAGAUCAAACUUUGAAAGCCAUGACUCUCAUAAUGCAGAGGAAAGUAACACAAAGCGUCCAGCCUUGACUAAGAUUGGAGAUUACAUUCAAAACUCCCCACUUGGCAAAUCAGCAUCACCUCCCACCUCUCCAGCCAAGAAGUUGAUGGAUGCGGCAGCAAGUUAUACUACACAUGAGCCAGAGUUGCCUCCCAAAGCCUUGACUGUUGCAGAGAAGAAACGAGCUGGCAAGAGAAGAUUGUACAAGACAGAUAUCUCAGCACCUAUGGAGUGCCCUCUAGAGUCUGAGCAAAUUUCUGAGAAAAAAACAGUUGAUAGUUCUCAUACAAUCGUUACAAGAAAACUGCGUUCCCGUUCCCGUGCUGUUAAAUAUUAG